AGGGGAAGGCGGUGGUCCGCCAUUUCGUGGACGCCGGGUCAGCGAAAGCAUCUGCGGGAGUGGGGCGGGGCGCUCCAUUAGAAGGUGCGUGCGUGGAUUUGAACCUCUGCAUUUCCAACCCAAGAUCUCGAAAUGCAUCGUGAUUCCUGUCCCUUGGACUGUAAGGUUUAUGUAGGUAAUCUUGGAAACAAUGGUAACAAGACUGAAUUGGAACGAGCUUUUGGCUAUUAUGGACCACUCCGAAGUGUGUGGGUUGCUAGAAAUCCUCCCGGCUUUGCUUUUGUUGAAUUUGAAGAUCCCCGUGAUGCAGCCGAUGCUGUCCGAGAGCUAGAUGGGAGAACACUGUGUGGCUGCCGGGUAAGAGUGGAACUGUCAAAUGGUGAAAAGAGAAGUAGAAAUCGUGGCCCACCUCCUUCUUGGGGUCGACGCCCUCGAGAUGAUUAUCGGAGAAGGAGUCCUCCACCUCGCCGCAGAUCUCCAAGACGGAGAAGCUUCUCCCGCAGUCGGAGCAGGUCCCUUUCUCGAGAUAGGAGAAGAGAGAGAUCACUGUCUCGGGAGAGAAAUCACAAGCCAUCCCGGUCCUUCUCUAGGUCUCGUAGCCGAUCUAGGUCAAAUGAAAGAAAAUAGAAGACCAGUUUGCAAGAGGAGUGGUGUACAGGAAAUAACUUCAUUUGACAGGAGUAUGUACAGAAAAUUCAAGUUUUGUUUGAGACUUCAUAAGCGUGGUGCAUUUUUAAGAUGUUUUAGCUGUUCACAUUUGUUUGUUUCUUGGGACAGUGACACAUAAAAGAUAUAAUUCUCCAUGGUUUGAAAUGGAUUAUAAGAGGCAUGUAAUACCACAAAUUGUUACUUUACAAUGUUCCCUUAAGCAAAAUUGAAUUUGUUUUGAACUUUUAGUCUUGCAUAGACUAAAAAUAAACCUCUAAAUUUUGCCUAGCCUAUAAAGUGAUUGAUAUUGUGGAAGCUGGCAAAAAUCAAGACUUUUUCCAUAACUAGGAUACAUAGUAUGCAGCUGUAGUUGAAUCAAGCAGUCUUUAAAAACUGCUAUGAACACAAGCCAGUAGGUAAAAAUAAAAGCUGCACCAUAAAGCUAGAUUUAGAGGUCUUUUUGUUUGUUUUAACUCCAACUAGUCUUAAACACUGGGUAGAGAACUCCUCCCAGCCCAGUUGGUAUAGAAUAUUAAGAAAUUUUCAAGAAAACGAGUUUAUUUUUACUUUCAGUGAUAAGUUCCUUAUGUGAUUGCUGUGUAUCAAUGCAUAGCUCUUUAUAACAUUCUUUGGAAGUUUUGAGACCAUUCAAGAUCCUGAUCUCCUGCAGUUUAAGGGUACAUUGUAGAGCUGAACUUUGAGUUACUGUGCAAGAUUUUUUUUUUCAUGCUGUCAUUUGUAAUAUGUUUUGUGAGAAUCCUUGGGAUUAAAGUUUUGGUUACAAAUUGUUGUUUAACUUGAAAGCCUGUUUUUCCUUGCAAAACUAAAAUCUGUGAGCUUGGUACCAAGUCCAGGUAUAACAUUCCUAUUGGAAGCCAUACUUAUAUUUUCUUGUAAAAGUGCUUUUGAAUUAAUAAAAUAUUAGCAUAAUUGUGUAAUAGU
Molecule: messenger RNA, 1590 nt
Organism: Talpa occidentalis (Iberian mole)
Lineage: Eukaryota; Metazoa; Chordata; Mammalia; Eulipotyphla; Talpidae
Gene: SRSF3
Product: serine and arginine rich splicing factor 3
Exons: 6
Coding region: 133-627 (164 amino acids)
Biological process (GO): mRNA splicing, via spliceosome
Cellular component (GO): nuclear speck
Molecular function (GO): RNA binding
Source: RefSeq, a predicted model, not a curated record